Molecule: messenger RNA, 456 nt
Organism: Peronospora matthiolae
Lineage: Eukaryota; Oomycota; Peronosporomycetes; Peronosporales; Peronosporaceae
Source: the annotation of a GenBank genome assembly
AUGUCAGGAAGCAUCAUCUUCAGCGCCAUUAAUUUGACCAAUGGAUGCUACCAGAUCUUGAUGCGACAGAGUGACAUACCACUCACUGCGGUGAGCACCCCAAGUGGUAUGCUAUGGGAGUGGCUGGUGAUGCCACAAGGAUUGAAGAACGCACCAGCCACUUUCAGUCGCUUGGUGUCUCAAGUGUUGAGACCGCUUCAAGACUUUGCUCCUAGCUACUACGAUGACAUUUUUGUCCACAGUCGCGCUGAGGGUAACCUCAGCGCCGCACAAGUUCAUCUUCAACACCUGAAGCAGGGUAUUCAAGUCAUGCGGGAUGACGAGUUACAUGCAAACUUGAAGAAGUGUGUAUUCUGUUCACCGGAGAUUCCGGUGCUGGGUCUCUACUUGAGUAAAUCAGGGGUUAGAGCCGAUCCAGAGAAGAAGUCGUCUACAUUUUCUUGGCCCACACCCUAG